AUGUCUACCGGAGACCCUGGGUCCCCACUGCCGGCACCGCCACCACCGGUAUCCGCCACCAGCGUCCAGCCCCCCCGCGACCGGAUCCCGAUAAGCUCGAAGAAGACGCAAGUCACGGGCCCCGCCACCGCCGCACCCAACUAUGCUGCCGCUGCGAGUCAGAUGGCGACUCAAACACCUGAACAACAGCAACAACAACAACAGCGUGCCAAGGCUCUGGGCAGCCUCCUACAAGCCAUGGGUGCUGUACCCGGAAACCGCAUGGAUCGCUGGGUCCAGGCCAUCUACUUCGCCGAACUCUACCCCGUCGCCACCGCCACAUCGCUGAAAUUUUCGGCCUUGAACGCGAACCGGUCCGUCGAGAACAUCUUCGAUUACGCCCUUGAAGUGACUCUGUCUCACCAGAGCGCCUCGCGAGCAACUCAUGCCGACAAGAUCGAUCUCGUGGCCUGCGUCACGAGGCUGCUAUCGCCCAUCUCUCCUAUCUGCUUUGAGCCUGGAGUUCCUCUGCCGGACCAUCUUGCGGCUUAUCAACCACAGAUCUUAGGCGUACAACAUUCAUCAAUCCUGCGUAAUGGGGCGGCUCACCAUCACGUUACGGUUGGGUUCGUCACCGGCGAGGCACGUGACGCGGCGCUCACGACGCCCCCCGCUCUCACUUGGCGAUCGGCGAAGGCCCGCUUCGCGAAGUCUCACAGGUUCCACCAUAACAUGGUCGUAUGA
Messenger RNA from Microbotryum saponariae, 723 nucleotides. Lineage: Eukaryota; Fungi; Basidiomycota; Microbotryomycetes; Microbotryales; Microbotryaceae. The record is from the annotation of a GenBank genome assembly.